Messenger RNA from Sabethes cyaneus, 1383 nucleotides. RefSeq lists its product as uncharacterized. Gene Ontology annotation, cellular component: nucleus. The coding region runs from base 356 to 1321 and encodes 321 amino acids. The transcript is spliced from 3 exons. NCBI's taxonomy places the organism in Eukaryota, Metazoa, Arthropoda, Insecta, Diptera, Culicidae. Gene Ontology annotation, biological process: regulation of transcription by RNA polymerase II; mesoderm formation. Gene Ontology annotation, molecular function: DNA-binding transcription factor activity, RNA polymerase II-specific; protein dimerization activity; RNA polymerase II cis-regulatory region sequence-specific DNA binding. The record is from RefSeq and is a predicted model, not a curated record.
UACAUCAGUCGGUCUCCGUUUUCACUCGACGCAUGUUUCCAUGCGAUCUGCAUUUCUGCUUAGUUUUCUAGGUGUACAUGAGAACUUUCUCAAUAGCGACGCGAGUGACCCUACAUUAUAUUCUUCACAGGUCACACGUCUUAGCCGCUUUGUUCACCUUAGGACGGUAAUAUCCGGAACUACCACAAUUUAGAAAGAAAUACCGUCGUCAUUACAUCAGAGGGAAUUAUGUUUCAUUAAUAAACAGUCGUUAUAGCAGAGCAGACCUUCAUUCUCCAAACAAAUCUUUUAUAUCCUUGUGUAUGUUCCCGAUAAAGAGUCAUUGUUUAUUGAAAACACAGUGUUCCACUGAGCAAUGAAUAUUGCCGACCUAAUUCCAAUCGAUCUUAGUAACGAUCGCGACUACACGUCGACCAGCAAUUCUUCCUUGGACGUUGAGGUGGAUACCAGCAGUGAACAACAGCCGGUUUAUCAGCAAAAGAUGCAUACCCUGACUAGUCGUCAUAGUUUACCUUCAACUAGUGCAGUGAUCGCAAGCAGUCCUAACGAAACGACACGUGUUUUGCGCUCGUCCAGCCGCACCCACUAUGCGGAUCCAAUUCCGGAGAGUGUCCUGAAGUUGACUACGCUUCCCCCUUCAGCGCCGGAUUCACUUCUACAGCUUCGUCACGGUAACAGUGCAUCGUCCGUUCUUUCACUCAAUUAUGCCAAAGCAAGUGCAACCGAUUGUGAUCGAAAUAAUGGUGCAAAUCAGUAUCAAACUGUAGAUAUCAAUGUGGAAAACUAUGGCAUCGCUCCCACCUCUAACAGCGGAAACUUUUAUGCGGUGGGGGCAAACGUUUCCCAAAAAAGCAGCGAGAAUGGUGAUCUUUUUAACUCGUAUGAUUCUACUAACGUUUGGAGGAAACGGGCGCUUGAAAUAGAAAAAGAUUAUAAGAAGUCGGCAUGCGACCGAGAAAGAACACGAAUGCGAGAUAUGAAUCGUGCCUUCGACUUAUUACGCUCAAAGUUACCUCACUCCAAGCCAUCCGGAAAAAAGUAUUCCAAAAUUGAGUGUUUGAGGUUAGCAAUAAAAUAUAUUCGGCAUUUGAAACGAGAACUGAACUAUCCAACUACGCCAUCACCACAGGUUGCUGAAUUCUACUACGAUGUUCCGAUAUAUACCCAGCCUUCCCCAGUGCCGCCUGCAGUAGCACCAGCAACAAUCCUAAAUAUGGAUUCCAAUAAUAAUUCUCUAAACCAAACGCCGGCUUCUCAGCAGAGUUCACAAUGGUUUAUCACGAGUAACGCCGAUGGCUAUAGCUACUACUAUUUACCGUAGUAGGAAGUAAAACUAUUGUUCCUUCUUUUUGUAAACAACAAUUAAAUGAUUGGUCAAUUGCG